CGGUCGUGUCGCGCGUGUUCUAUGAGUUUCUUGUUAUUCCGGGUCGGUCAAGUGGUCGGAUUUCUAUAUUCUCGUAGCUGCUCAGUCUCUUUGGCCCACUGCCGCGCGAUUCUCUUUGGCUGUCAAUUUGAGUCAAGAACAGUCGACUACGUCAUCGUUUGAUUGCGUCAGUCCAGUCUCUCUUUGUUCAACGUUCUUUAUCAUUUUUCCUUUUUGCCUCUCACUCAGCUUUUUGUUUUGCUUCGAUACUUUGCCGCCAGCUGACAUGAGCAGCGAUUUCGAUGUCAUGGACGUAGUAGCUGGCAGUGAAGGUCCACCCUUGCAGGCCUUUCGCAGCAGCAAUCCCUUUGACGAGUCCUAUGAGAAGUCAUCCUCUGAGCAAGAUUUCCAGCGGGAUCGAGAUGCCAAUCAUACACCUCUGCAUAUGCUACGAAGGGCCAGCGAAACGGUGUCCGCCAGCAUAUUGGAACCGGAAAAAGAACACCUGCUAGGCGAGAAGCCCCAGGCACCACCUCGUGUCCAUGGAUCUUCUUCUACAAGUGCCUCUGAAACUAAGCGCAGCAGACAGCAGCAGCAAAAUCAGUGGCAGCUGCAACAGCAGCAGCAGCAGAGCAACAACAACGGGGCACUGGCGCCAGGUGACAACAUGACACAAGGAGCAGCGCCGCAGGACUCGCAAGGCGACAUCCUGCCCACCCGCCCGCUGCAUACCAAAUUAGACAUACAGAAAAUCCCAGAGGACGCGGCCGGAGAUGCCACACAAAACGCUGCAACAAUAAUUUUAACGCCGACAUCAUUAAAUUUAACAAAUACAACACAAAAUGUUGCCGGCAACAAUGCGGGUAACUCCAACUCUAACUCCGGCCCCGUCUCCGGCAGCAACCCAACGCCAACUCCGGGCGGAGUCCGUGGCGACGAGUACAAAGGGCCCAAAUGGUGGAUACAUUUCCGUACCCAUUGGGUAAACAUAUCUGAGCAGCUUGCCCUGCUGGCCAUUUUCCUGGGUCUUUGGGCCAUGGGUUGGGUUCUGCUGCCGGAAUACUCACAGCCACAGACGGUCAUCAUGCGUAUUGCAUUCCUUUUCGUGGGCGCCCAGAUCUCUGGAAUCCUGGUCACCUUUGUCCAUUUACCCGAUAUGCUGGGCAUGCUCUUCUUUGGCGUACUCUACGCCAAUCUGGGUCUGGCCAAUUUCGAGGGCUAUCAAAAGUUCGAGCUGUUUUUAAGGGAAAUGGCUCUGAUCAACAUCAUGUUACUGGCUGGCCUGGGGCUGGACGGAGAUGCCUUUAAGCGGCUGUGGUUCAUGAUUCUCCGCUUGACCCUGCUGCCCACAAUUGUGGAGGUGGCGGCCAUUGCUGGCCUGGCCUACGUUACACUCUCGAUGCCCUGGCUGUGGGGUAUCGCCUUGGGCCUGGUCAUCACCGCCGUUUCCCCGAAUGUGGUCGUCACCGUGAUGCUGAAGCUCAAGGAGGAUCGCCUCGGUCUGAAUAGCGGCAUCCAUACGCUCAUCUACGCCAUGACCACAUGCAACGAUGUGGUGGCCAUCUUCUUGUUCGGCGUGAUAAUCAGCGUAAUAUUCUCAACGACCUCGCUCACCCAGCAAUUGCUGCAGGGUCCCAUUGGCAUUGGGAUUGGACUCGUUUUUGGCUAUCUCUACGGCACGAUGCUCCAGUACUUGCCGUCGCGCAACGCGAUGUACGCAAAUGGGCUACGUUUCGUCCUUACCGUCUUGGGCGGAACCAUAGCCGUGAUGGGCAGCCGCGUCAUCGGUUAUACGUCGGCAGGAGCUCUGGGUUGUGUAACGACCGCCUUUAUUGCGAGGAUUGGCUGGCGGCGGGAGGAGGCCAGACUGAAGCCCGAGCAGCUGCAGGCCCAGCAAGUUGCCAGUGUACCGAAGCGUCUGGACCUCAUGUGGAAGUUCCUCAAGCCCGUCUCGUUUGCGCUCAUUGGCAAGGAAAUUAAUUUCAACGUGCUGGAGGGCCAUGUAAUCGGUUAUGGCGCAUUGUUGGUGCUCGUCGGAAGUUUGUUUCGCCUGGCUUUUGCAUAUUUAUCCACAUAUGGCGGAAAUCUGUCGAGAAAGGAACGUGCCUACAUUACAAUUUCCGGUUUUCCCAAAGCAACUGUCCAAGCCGCCUUGGGUCCAGUGGCUUUGGACAUGGCACGUGCUGCCAGCGUGCCCAGUGCCGAGCAGCUGGCUCUGGCCAGCAAUGUGCUCAUCAUCUCGGUCCUAGCGAUUAUAUUCACCGCCCCACUGGGCGCCAUCCUCAUGAUCCGACUGGCACCGUAUUGGCUCAAACAUGGUGACGCAGUGGAGGCUGUGGACUCUCCAACUACGCCGAGUGUUUCUCUUCCUGAAAACAACAAUUCCUCCAAGAGGGCAUAGCCGUGGGUUGACCCACGGAUCUGCAGAUGACCCCUCGGCCAGAAAAAAAAGUUCUAAUCCAUGCCGUACUUACCUAGCCAUCCUAGCCGUACUUAUACUUACGUGUACUUAGUCACAAUCGGUAAUACGCUGUGCAAAUAAAAGUAAAUGCGAAAACUUA
Molecule: messenger RNA, 2540 nt
Organism: Drosophila eugracilis
Lineage: Eukaryota; Metazoa; Arthropoda; Insecta; Diptera; Drosophilidae
Gene: Nha2
Product: sodium/hydrogen exchanger 9B2
Exons: 11
Coding region: 266-2380 (704 amino acids)
Biological process (GO): proton transmembrane transport
Cellular component (GO): membrane
Molecular function (GO): antiporter activity
Source: RefSeq, a predicted model, not a curated record